Molecule: messenger RNA, 6606 nt
Organism: Sphaerodactylus townsendi
Lineage: Eukaryota; Metazoa; Chordata; Lepidosauria; Squamata; Sphaerodactylidae
Gene: MET
Product: MET proto-oncogene, receptor tyrosine kinase
Exons: 21
Coding region: 251-4402 (1383 amino acids)
Biological process (GO): multicellular organism development; protein phosphorylation; phagocytosis
Cellular component (GO): signaling receptor complex; membrane
Molecular function (GO): ATP binding; protein binding; transmembrane receptor protein tyrosine kinase activity
Source: RefSeq, a predicted model, not a curated record
GCGACACAGGAGCGGGCGAAAGAGAAGGGCGGGGAGGGGGAGAGAAAACGACCCCCGGGGCCAAGCCCGGUCCGCAAGUGCUCUCAGGCAGCGCCGGCGGCGUCUGCACUUCCUCCUUCUCUCCAGGUGGCUGGCUUGCAGGGCAGCGGCAGCGGCUUCGUGCUGCUGGUGGGACCGUAAACGAAGGAAUCCAGAUGUGGAGAACCCAGCUGCGCCCUUGCCUUCUCAGCACAAGGAUACAUCUGCAGUAAUGAAGCCUUUUGUCACUUCCACCUCUGGGAUUUUUGUAUUUCUGCUGACCUUGGUACCAUGGAGUAAUGGCAAAUGUAAAGAAGCAGGUUCAAGGCCAGAAAUGAAUCUCAAUGUCAGCUAUGAACUCCCUAGCUUCACUGCAGAAACUCCAGUACAAAAUACAGUUUUGUACCAGCACCAUAUCUAUGUUGGAGCAGUCAACAAAAUCUAUGUCCUAAAUGAAAGCCUUCACAGUGUCUUUGUGUACAAGACUGGACCUGUGCUGGAGAAUCCUGACUGUGCCCCUUGUGAAGACUGUAAACAUAAAGCAAACCAGUCCAGCAGCACUUGGAAUAAUAAUCGCAACAUGGCUCUGCUUUUAGAAACGUACUAUGAAGAUCAGCUUAUCAGCUGUGGUAGUGUGGCAAAAGGAACCUGCCUACGUCAUGUCAUCCAUGCUAAUAACCCUGCUGACAUUGGAAGGGAUGUGGAGUGUAUGUACUUGAAACAGGUGUUUGAUGAGUCAGGCCAAUGUCCUGAUUGUGUGGUAAGCCCUUCAGGAUCUAAAGUUCUGGUAAUAGAAAAGGAUAGGUUUGUGAACUUCUAUGUUGGAAAUACAGUAGUGAAUUCAUCUCAGCAAGACCAUUCACUGCAUUCAAUAUCAGUUCGAAGAUUAAAAGAAAGUCUAGAUGGAUUUGAGUUUCUCACAGCUGACUCAUAUAUUGAUGUCCUUCCACAAUUCAGGGAUUCCUACCCCAUUAAGUAUAUUCAUGCCUUUGAGAAGGACCACUUCAUAUACUUUCUCACUGUCCAGAAAGAAUCUCUUGAUUCACAGACUUUUCACACAAGGAUCAUACGAUUCUGCUCUUUAGAUUCUGAGUUGCGUUCAUAUAUGGAAAUGCCACUUGAGUGUAUGUACACUGAAAAACGCAGGAAAAGGUCAACCGGCCAGCCAAACGAGGUCUUUAAUAUUUUGCAGGCUGCAUACAUUGGUAAACCAGGAGCAGCCUUAGCCCGGGAAAUGAACCUUGAUAUGAACGAUGACAUUUUGUAUGGUGCUUUUGCACAAAGUAAACGGGACUCUUCAGAACCAUCUCAUAAAUCUGCUGUCUGCUUAGUCGCCAUUAAAACCAUCAAUGAAUUCUUCAGCAAGAUUGUAGAUCGACAAAACAUGAAAUGUCUUCAGCACCUUUACAGAGAAGACAGCAAGUACUGCUCGAAAAGGUCUUUUUCAAGAAAUGCCUCUUACUGUGGAGCCCAAGAUGAUGAAUAUCGAGUGGAAGUUACAAUGGCUUUACAGCGGAUUGACAUAUUUGCACAGCAGUUCAACAGUGUCCUGUUAACUUCCAUAUCUGUCUUCACUAAAGGCGAACUUACCAUAGCAAACCUUGGGACAUCAGCAGGCCGCUUCAUGCAGGUAGUGAUUUCUCGUGCAGCACACACAACACCAUAUGUAAACUUCCAACUAGAUUUUCAUCCAGUUUCUCCAGAAGUUAUAAUUGAAAAUUCACCAGACGACGAUGGAUAUAUCUUGGUAGUCACUGGGAAUAAGAUAACGAAGAUUCCACUAAAUGGACCAGGUUGUAAUCAUUUCAGUACAUGCAGUGAGUGUCUCUUGUCACCUUCCUUCAUGAAAUGUGGUUGGUGUAGUGAUCGGUGUACACGAUCCAAGGAGUGCAGUGGAGGAGUGUGGACGCAAGAGAUCUGUUUACCUAGAAUCUAUGAGACUCUUCCAAGAAAUGUACCUUUUGACAGCACCAGUCGACUGACACUAUGUGGGUGGGACUUUGGAUUCAACAAAAACAACAAGUUCAGUUUGCAGAAAGUGACAGUUCUUAUCAAUGGACAACAAUGCAUCCUGGAUGUCAAAGCAAGUGAUGAAAACAAACUGGAAUGUAUUCUUGGCGCUGUAAAGAAUCCAAGUUUUAAUGUUUCAAGCACUGUUUCAAAUGGACAAAGUAAUAUUUCCUUCAGUAACUUCUCUUUUGUGAAUCCCAUUAUAAGAAGUGUCUCACCCAGCUAUGGCCCACGAUUUGGUGGAACGUUGCUGACAUUAACUGGGGAAUACUUAAACAGUGGUAAUUCUCAAGAAGUCUUUGUAGGUGAGAAGCAGUGCAACAUAACAAGAGUAUCUGACAGCACCAUAGAAUGUUUCACCCCUAAACAAGGAGACCAGUCAGAAUGUCUUGUUAAAAUGAGAAUUGAUGCAGUCUUUCGUUCUGCGGGUCCCUUUAUGUACAGAGAGAACCCUGUUGUUUCUAAAAUUUAUCCAGUCAAAUCCUUUCUUAGUGGUGGAAGCACAAUUACAGUUCAAGGGAUCAACCUAAAUUCAGCCUUCUCUGCAAAGAUGGUUGUAACAGUCCCUAAACUACACAGGAACUUUACUGUGGCAUGUAGCCAUCGCUCCAAUUCUGAGAUAAUUUGCUGCACAACUCCUUCACUAAAACCUUACAAUCUGACACUGCCAUUUGUGACAAAAGUUUUUUUCAUUUUUGAUGGUGUCAACUCAUCACGUUUUAACUUUGUUUAUGUGAAUGACCCCAGCUUUACAUUUUUUGAAAAACCCAUAGUGAUUUCCAAAGGAAAUCAGAAUAUAGUGAUUAAGGGAAACAAUAUUGACUCAGAAGCUGUUAAAGGUGAAGUACUAAAGGUUGGAAACAAGAGCUGUGAAAAUAUCACCUUGAAGUCACAGUCGGUUUCUUGCACUGUUCCCACAGAACUGCUGAAAUCCAACAGUCAAUUAAAUAUUGAGUGGAAGAAAGAAGUUUCAUCAGCGCUUAUUGGGAAAGUCAUGGUUCUGCCAGAUCAGAAUUUCAAAGGGCUCAUUGCAGGAGUUGUGUCAAUAUCCAUUUUUCUCUUACUGUUGUUGUUUGGGCUUUUCCUGUGGAGAAAAAAGAGAAAGCAAAUCAAAGACUUAGGCAGAGAGAUUGUGCGCUACGAUGGAAGAGUGCACACUCCUCACUUGGACAGGCUUGUCAGCGCAAGGAGUGUGAGUCCAACAACAGAAAUGGUGUCGAGUGAAUCUGUGGAUUACAGAUCCACUUUUCUAGAAGAUCAGUUUCCAACUUUAUCUCAGAAUGGAUCAUGCAGGCCAACCCAGUACCCUCACUCAGAUUUAUCACCCAUUUUGUCUACUGGAGACUCUGAUUUAGCCAGCCCAUUGUUGCAGUCAAAUGUCCAUAUUGACAUCAGCGCCUUAAAUCCAGAUUUGGUCAAAGAAGUUGAGCAUGUGGUGAUUGGUCCCGACAGCCUGAUAGUGCAUUUCACUGAAAUAAUAGGAAGAGGACACUUUGGGUGCGUCUAUCAUGGGACUUUGCUGGAUACGGAAGACAACAAAAUUCAUUGUGCGGUGAAGUCCUUAAAUAGGAUUACAGACUUGGAUGAAGUAGCCCAGUUUCUGAAAGAAGGGAUUAUAAUGAAAGAUUUCACUCAUCCAAAUGUCCUAUCACUGCUUGGAAUUUGCCUGCCCAAUGAAGGAUCUCCGCUGGUGGUGCUUCCAUACAUGAAACAUGGAGAUCUUCGAAAUUUCAUUAGAAAUGAGACUCACAAUCCAACGGUAAAAGAUUUGAUUGGCUUUGGCCUGCAAGUGGCAAAGGGGAUGAAGUACCUUGCAAGCAAGAAGUUUGUCCAUAGAGACUUGGCAGCAAGAAAUUGUAUGCUAGAUGAAAAAUUCACUGUCAAGGUUGCUGAUUUUGGCCUUGCUCGCGAUGUCUAUGAUAAAGAGUACUACAGCGUGCACAAUAAAACGGGAGCCAAACUGCCAGUAAAAUGGAUGGCUUUAGAAAGUUUGCAAACUCAGAAGUUCACUACCAAGUCAGAUGUGUGGUCCUUUGGAGUACUACUUUGGGAACUGAUGACAAGAGGAGCCCCACCCUACCCAGAUGUUAACUCUUUUGAUAUCACUGUUUAUUUGCUGCAAGGAAGAAGGCUCUUGCAGCCUGAAUAUUGCCCAGACCCACUAUAUGAAGUCAUGCUUAAAUGUUGGCAUCCCAAACCUGAACUACGGCCAGCGUUCUCUGAGCUAGUUUCAGAUAUAUCGACGAUCUUUGCCACUUUCGUUGGGGAGCAUUAUGUUCAUGUGAAUGCUACCUAUGUCAACGUGAAAUGCAUUGCACCUUAUCCUUCUCUUCUAUCAUCCCAGGACAACAUUGAUAGGGAUUCAGAUACAUGACCAGAUAUAUUUUACUAUACAACCAGGACAGGAAGAAAAUCCUAACAAUGGCCAACUUUUUUUGCUGCCUGGAUUAUGUAAAAACACUGUCAUAUGUGUUGUACAAAUUGCACUAUUUCAAGGAGACAAUUUCAUGUUGCUGAAAGCUACUGUGAUCUAUACUGACUACUGUUACUGAAAUAUCUUAUCCCUUUCCAGCUUUCCUCAGUUGUGACCAAUCCAGCUGGCGUUAUAAAUUAUACAACUGAUAAAUUCAGAAUCAUCAGUAAUGCAGAGUGCCAGAAACUAGAGGAAGCAUUAUCCCUAUUCAUGUCUGUAGUUAGCAGUUUUUUUGUUGCAUAAGUGCCAAGCCAGAUAACGACUAUUCCAGGAUUGCAAAAAAAUUAUCUUAUGUAUUUCAUGAGAUUUGCUUUGCUUGCUCUAUUAGUGUUGGCUAUUUGAAAAUCAUUUUCCCAGUUGUUUGGGAGUACCACAACUUCUGUGAUUGGUUUUCAAAACAAUUUGGAAUUCUGAGACACAGUUAUCACAUGAUCAAAUUAUUGCAGCAGCUUUACAGAAUCGAGGGCACUGCAAAUAGCAGAUCAAACACGUCCAUUGAGCAUGGUAGCAGAGAAUGCCUUUUAAACCAGUAGGCCAAAGAGUGAUCAUUAGCAUUUCAGAGUGUAGAUUAAGGAAUUGCAGUUCAUAGAUCCCCAGCAUGGUGUCCCUGAGUGUUAUGGUGCUCACCAACACCUUUUCUGGAGGCUACCAAGUAUUUUUAGGAAGUGGGUGGGCAAACAGGAGUUUUGCCCAGCAAGGCUUCGGACUGACUAGUUAUGGUUAUUAAAAUGUUGGUUUAGCAGGAGCUGCCACCACAACACAAGGAUCUGCACUGUGUUAAGUUGUGGCAAUCAUUUUCUGGCUAGUUCUGCCUCCAGCAGCCAUUGUGUGGCACCAUAAGUCUCAAAGUGUCUGCAGGCUCAAAAAGAUUGGGGCCACAUACUGUGGGUAAAUAGUUCAAAAUGUCUGAGUGGGCAGCUAGGCAGUUGAACUGGAUUUAGCUGCCAUGUCUACGUGUGAUUCAAAGGAAGAGCUACAGCUGAAGAAAAGUGAAGAGCUGAAGACACAAAAGGAUGUGUUUGGCAAUUAGGAACCAAAAAAAGUUCAGCACUAUCUACUUAUUGUACAUCUGGGCAGUGCCAGACACAAGUGGAUGAUAACAUUGAGAAGAGAACGUGAUGCAGCUGAAAGCAGUGUGUCGCAUUCAGCUGGUUCUGUUGUUGUGACAUGACCAAAAUAAAGGAUUUUUUAAAAGAGAUGUAGCUUUUGAAAACAAAACACACAACUGUGCUCUUAAUGUUAGAUUGAGCAUCAUGUUUCAUUUCUAUUCCUGUGGAAUCCUGUGCAUACUACUGUAUAGACUGUUUGGUGUAGGCAAAUAGUUAGUUUUGUUGGUGUAAACCCUUUGAAAGCAUUCUAUUUUUAUAUGGGAGAAGUUUUAUUUUUAAUUAUAUAUUAAUAUACAUACAAAGUUUGUUUAGGCCAUAAAAUAUUGCACUGUGAAUGAUUCAAAAAUAUUUUAUCAGCCUGUGUGGUAAAAGAUGUUCAAGAACCUUGCUCUGUAAAGACUGGAAAGGUAAAGAGUUUGUUGCAAGCUAUCUUCACCCAAAUAUUAAAAUAUCUCAUUGCUAGAAUAAGAAAAUACAACUCUUAAGAUCUUUGAGGACACAACACCUACUGAGAAUCCAAUUCUAAAGGAGAUUAUGAUUCCUAAAAGACAAUAUGCCACAUUGCAAAAUUUAUGGCCAAGUUGGAGUGGAUAAGCAAACUGCUUGCUGUUGUAUUCAACAGCCACAUCAAUUUCUUCAGCAAACACUAUAUGUGCUGAGAGCAACACUAAUUGGGGAUUGCCUAAGCACAAAAAAUCUGCUGUAAGCAAAGAUGAAAAAUUACUUUCAGAGCUAAAGUAAUUUGUGAUGCCAAGUUCAGAUAUUGUAAACCUAGGUAUACAAAUUUUGAGAGGGGGUGGGGAAUCAAACAGUUAUACUGUUCUUGAAGAAGCAUUAAUGUUGUGCCUGGGAUACUUGUACCUAAUGUGUGGUUCUUGUAGAGAUUUUGAUGUUUGUACAUUCAUAUGCCCGCGAAUAAGAUGGAUGGUACUUAACAUUUAUAAUUGUUAUGACCUAACAGACUUCUUAGUAAAAAAUAAAGUAUUUGUAUGCCAA